UGGGAGGGUUAGGGGAAAAAAAAUGUUGUCACAUUCCUCCAGAUUUCCAUAAAAGCAAAAGGAUGACAGAGAGAUCUGAAGGCAGAAUCAGGCUGUGCAGGAAGCUACAGUAAAGAUGAGGAGCACCUCUUACUCCAAGCAGACCAUGUCCACCAGCUCGGCUUGCAGGAGUGGGCUGAGGCUGCAUAGCCACUCACCCUCCCGUUCCAUGGAUACCCGUGGGCGGGCUGGCUACCAGGGGCCAGCGAUCUCUAGCGGCCCCCUGCAAACCCGACCCAACGAGAAGCAAGAGAUGCAGCAGCUCAACAGCUUCUUCGCCGGCUACAUUGAGAAGGUGAGGAGCCUGGAGCAGCGGAACUCGAUGUUGAGGCUGCAGCUGGAGUCCCUACAGGGCAAGGCCAUGGGCGUGCAAGAUCUGGAGGAUGAGUUCCAACCCCGCUUCAAAGAGCUGAAGGAUCUGAUCGAGCGCCUGACCCACGAGAAAGGAGUGGCCGAGAUAGAGAAGGGCAACAUCCAGGAGGAGGUUGAACUCUGGACUCAGAAAUGGCAGGAAGAGCUGGAGCUCAAAGAUGAAGCCGAGAGGAUCCUGAGGGAAUUCCGGAAGGAUGUGGACGACGCCACCCUGCAGAAAGUCGAACUGGAGAGAAAGAUUGAGCAGCUGCUGGCGGAGAUCGCCUUCCUGAAGAAAGUGCAUGACGAGGAAGUGGCUGAACUGCUUAGGCAGAUCAAAGAGUCUAAGGUCUCUGUGGAGAUGGCCUCGGAACGCCCAGACCUCGCCGCUGCCCUGCGUUCCGUCCGGCAGCAGAUGGAAGAGAUCUCCGCCAAGAACCUCAAGGACGCCGAGGUGUGGUACAAGAACAAAUACGAUGCCAUGAAGCACAACGCCGUCAAGUAUGACAACCAGAUUGUUGACCUGAAGGAGGACAUCAACACCCAAAUCCAGGAGAUCCAAACCCUGCAGGAUGAAAUUGAGCGCUUGAGGAAUAGUAACCUGUACCUGGAGAACAAACUGGAGGAGAUGGAGGGCAAUCAUCUGGAGGCGGUGGCAAACCUUCAGGGCAUCAUCACCCAGCUGGAGUGCCAACUCCGAGAAACCAAAGCCGAGAUGUUGCGGUACUUGCAGGAUUAUCAGGAUCUGCUCAAUGUCAAACUGAAGCUGGACGCUGAGAUCGCUACCUAUAGGAAGCUACUGGAGGCAGAAGAGAUGAGGCUGGGGCUGUCUUCAGAGACAACUACAGAACAUGGCUCUUCUGUUACAAGAGAGAAAACUCAAUCGGUCAAACGUAAAGUGGAAACCCACACAUCUCGCAGCGUGACUGCGUGAGGAGUUUCAGGAACUAGGAAAUCAAUCACAGAACACACGUCAAAUGAAGCAAUAGCCCAUCCAGUGAUUAACUGUCACUUGAGCUGAAGUGAUCUUGAUUAGAUAAGUUACAUUUUAACAGUGAGUAAACAAACAAGUGCUAAAUUCUGUGGUCUGGUUCUAAAAUGUAUCAGCCUGAGCAUCAGAAAAAUGAACGCAACAGCAGUAAGUAAGGAGUACUGGUGGCUGAAUUAAUAAAGCUUAACAUGACAGCACAA
Messenger RNA from Callorhinchus milii (elephant shark), 1581 nucleotides. RefSeq names its product vimentin. NCBI's taxonomy places the organism in Eukaryota, Metazoa, Chordata, Chondrichthyes, Chimaeriformes, Callorhinchidae. Gene Ontology annotation, cellular component: plasma membrane; intermediate filament; axon. Gene Ontology annotation, molecular function: structural constituent of cytoskeleton. Gene Ontology annotation, biological process: intermediate filament organization. The transcript is spliced from 3 exons. The coding region runs from base 116 to 1324 and encodes 402 amino acids. The record is from RefSeq and is a predicted model, not a curated record.